This is a messenger RNA of Solea senegalensis (Senegalese sole), 3034 nucleotides long. RefSeq names its product nucleolar protein with MIF4G domain 1 (gene nom1). The coding region runs from base 216 to 2708 and encodes 830 amino acids. The transcript has 11 exons. Gene Ontology annotation, cellular component: nucleolus. Lineage: Eukaryota; Metazoa; Chordata; Actinopteri; Pleuronectiformes; Soleidae. The record is from RefSeq and is a predicted model, not a curated record. Gene Ontology annotation, biological process: ribosomal small subunit biogenesis. Gene Ontology annotation, molecular function: RNA binding; protein binding.
AACCGCCCCAAAAUAAAUGACAUCAUCAGCAGGCGCCACCUCCUCACUCGCGUGACCCGGAAGUGAAUAGUCAUGUGACCCUGCGUCUCGAAAAUCCUCAUGGAGAUACAUGUGCAUACUUUCAAUCACUUUUAAUCGUUUCACUGACUAACCGUGUAUUAACGUGCUCAGGUGACGGUUUAUAUUCACGCCAGUCGAUAUUUUAAUAAGUAGAAAUGAAGGGGAAAUGGAAGCAGAACAGCAAGAAGAAGAAAAACGCCGUUUUGGAGAAAUACAUGACUGCUGUGGGUGACUUUGUCAAAAGCAAAAGUGGCACAGAAGAAGCAGAGCACGACCAUGUGGUGAGGUUUGUGAAGAAGACGAGCAGAAAGGAGUUACGCAAGGAGAAGAGAAAGCUGAAAAAAGCCAAAAUGAAGAGUCAUUACGAGGGCAAAAAAACUCUCAGUUUGCCCUCUGGUGGCGGUGAGAACUCAGGUGAGAAACAGCCACAGGUGCCGAAAAAGAAGAAGAAGAAGAAAGUGAAGAAAGCAAGCGAAGAUGCAGAGCAGUGUGUUAGUGCUCCUGUAGAGGAGCCAGGCAAAUCUAAAACACCGAAAUCUUCCAAGAAAGCUAAGAAAGUGAACAAGCUGCAAGAGUCAAGAAAAAUGGCUCUUCAGGAAGCAAACGAACAAGAGGACAGAGAAAUAAAGAAACUUGAACGAUGCCUGGGAUUGAACAAAAGGAAAAACAAAAAAAGUCUCCCACAGUCCUUUGUGGCUGACGGACUUGAUUACAUCCUUGGUGUACUUGACUCUGGGUCCUCAGCUGGAGCUGUGUAUGACGAUGAUGAUGACAUGGAUAUGGCCAAAGCCAACUUUGAAAAGCUUGAUGAGAAUGACUCUGAGCUGUCAGAUGAAGAUCUUGGUGAUGGUAUGGCGAGUGAAGUCAGUGAUGAAGACAUGGACUCAUCCGAUAAUGAUGAUGAUGAGGAGGCGGAGGAGGAUGACAGGGUUGAUGAGGAGGAAGCAGCAGAGGAGGAAAUGGAGGAUGACCAAGAAGAGAUGGAUGAAAAUGAAGGAGAAACUGAAGAAGAAACAGAUACUUCUAACACAAAGACACCAGAAUCCAAGCCAGACACUGUCUCCUCGGCAACUGGAAAGUAUAUUCUGCCUCACUUGCGUAACAGUGGAGAUGACAAACGUAAAGCCGAGCUUGAAAAAUUACAGAGAAAUGUGAAAGGCCUGGUGAACAGGCUGAGCGAGGCCAACUUGGCGUCUAUCAGUGGUCAGUUAGAGGAGCUGUACAUGAGCUGCAGCAGGAAGGAUAUGAACGACACACUGACAGAGGUGCUGCUUGCUGCCUGCGUCAUGCCGACCCUGAUGCCUGACAGACUUCUGAUGGAGCACGUCCUGCUGGUCAGCAUCCUCCAUCACACCGUCGGACUGGAGGUGGGAGCCAAUUUCCUGGAGACAGUUGUGCGAAAGUUUGACGAGUUGUACAAGAACCCAAGUGAAAGCAAAGAGUGUGACAACCUGGUGGCCAUCAUCGCUCACCUCUACAAUUUCCAGGUGGUGCAUUCUCUCCUCAUCUUCGACAUCCUCAAACUCUUAGUGGCAACGUUUACAGAGAAAGACAUUGAGUUAGUUCUGUUUGUGCUGAAAAAUGUCGGCUUCGCCUUGAGGAAAGACGACGCUCUGGCACUGAAGGAACUCAUCUCUGAAGCCCAGCGCAAGGCCAGUGAUUUGGGGACAAAGUUUCAGGACCAAACCAGGGUGCGGUUCAUGUUGGAAACCAUGUUAGCUUUAAAGAACAAUGAUAUGCGGAAAAUCCCAGGCUAUGACCCCGAGCCAAUGGAGAAACUGAGGAAGUUGCAGAGGACUUUGAUCAGCCGCAACGCUGGAGGCAGCGACGUGAAACUGCGGGUUUCUCUGGACAACCUCCUGGUCGCGGAGCAAGUCGGCCGCUGGUGGAUCGUCGGCUCCUCGUGGAGCGGAGCUCCCAUGAUCGGCGAACCAGGGAACACAACCACAAAACAGAACACUGCUGAGGGACAGUUUAGUGGCAAAGUUUUAGAGCUAGCGAGGAAACAGCGGAUGAACACAGAAGUCAGAAGAAACAUCUUCUGUGUUCUUAUGACUAGUGAAGAUUACCUGGAUGCUUUUGAGAAACUGCUGAGGAUGGGGCUGAAGGAUAAGCAGGAGAGAGAGAUCGUCCAUGUUCUAAUGGACUGUUGUCUGCAGGAAAAAACCUUUAACGCCUUCUACGCCGUUCUCGGUGAAAAGUUCUGCUCCCACGACCGUCGCUUCCAGAUGACUUUUCAGUUCAGCCUAUGGGACAAGUUCAGGGAACUGUCCAGCCUUCCCAGCAGCACCUUCAACAACCUGGUCCAGCUGGUCACACACUUCCUGCAGGGAAAGAGCCUCUCGCUCUCCAUACUCAAAGUAAUAGAGUUUGGGGAACUCGAUAAGCCCACAGUGCGCUUCCUGCGUCAGGUGCUGAUCAAACUACUAAAAGACACUGAACCAGAGAACCUGGUGGGCAUUUUUGCAAGGAUCUCAGGAAUUCCCAAGCUAGGAAUGCUGCGAGAGGGCUUGAAGCUUUUCAUCAGCCAUUUCCUGCUGAAGAAUGCCCAGUCACAGGGACCAGCUGAGCAAGCAGCGAUGCUGUCGGAGCGCGCCCAGGUCGCCACCACGGCCAUGGAGGCCAAAGAGGCCAAGCUCAAACUGUAAAACACACGGCAAUAGACGUACUUUAAAACCAGAACUGUGGAACAUAAGGGGACUUGUUGGGAGUGAAAUGCAGCAUCUUAAUGUUUAUUUAAAAAAAGAAAAAAAUAUCUCUUUGGAUAUUGAAUCAGUGUCUUUGUACAUAUUUUUAUUCUUUAAAUCUGCUUUAAUUUUGGGGACUAUUUUGGACUAAAUUCCUGUAGAUGUAGUUUGUGUAAGUUUGAUAGCGCUUCAUAUCAAAUUUUACAUACCUCACAGAGAAGUUGUUCACGGUGGUGCAUUAUGUGUUCGUAAAACUAAUUUUACUCUAUUAAAGUAGAGUGUUUGAA